Molecule: messenger RNA, 987 nt
Organism: Naegleria gruberi
Lineage: Eukaryota; Heterolobosea; Eutetramitea; Acrasida; Naegleriidae
Exons: 1
Coding region: 1-987 (328 amino acids)
Source: RefSeq, a predicted model, not a curated record
AUGUUAGAAAGACAACCACUUGUUUAUCAAGCAUCAUUUGAUGUUGUUACAAACCAAUCAGUGUUUACUCCUUCUCUACUGUUGAGGGAGUACAAGCAUGUGAAGGGAAUAAGUACAUUCACAUCUUCAAGAGUUGAUUAUCAUUCUAACUCAGUUAGUUGGCAAUUACCACAACAAUUCGAAACUGAAACUCUUCCAUUGUUGGACAAUUUAUUGAACAGACACAGUGCAUGGUUUCUUCCAUUCUACAUGUUCUCAAUGUUGGCUGCAUCGUUAUUCAGUUUGAUUGGUUCUGCAUUGCCAACUUUUAUUGGUUGCAUUUUCAUGUUGUUUUUCAAUUAUGAGAGAAAUAGAAAAUUGAAGAAGAAUAUGGAAAAUAUUAUUGAACAAGAAAAUGAACUCAAUUUCAAACCAAAAGGUUUAUUGUUGGUUUUGAAUCCAAAUGGAGGAAUUGGAAAGUUUGAUUUGGGUGGAAGUUGGACUUUGAAUAUUGUGUCAAAUGCUUCAUUCAUUGAUAAUGGAACUCCAAAUAUGAAAAUUCAUGAAAUUGUUGCUACUAAUGAUACAGUCACUCGUUUAUUUAAUCAAGAACUUCCACAAUGUAUUUCAGAAAGAUUUGGUCUUUCACAAAUUGACUGGGGUGAAACAAUUGAAGAAAUGAAUAGAAUUUAUUUGAGUGAAAUUGAAAUGGAAGAAAGGUUAAUUAUCAAACCAUUGUAUUGUUAUUUGUUUGCAUGUUCCUUCCUUUUUAACAUUCCAAUUCUUGUUACAUUUCCAAUUCCAAUCAUUUAUUAUUUAAUUGUCAAGUAUUUGAAAAUUAACAAAUUUAAACAAUCCAAUCAAGUAUUGAUGGAAUCUUUCAUCAGUGAGAGAAAUGAGAAAGUAUUUGUACCUAAAGGAUUAUAUUUGAAUUUAAUUCAAGAGAAAGCAAUCGCUUCAGUUUCCACAUAUCAAAAUAUUCUUCAACUCUGUCAAUUACAACAUUAA